AAAUUAGUGAGGUUAUAUCUUUUCAAAACAACGAAAACACGAUACACGGUUUAAAUUUUUCUUAUUUUCUUUUAUUUUAAAAUACAAUGCCUAGAUUAAGAAAACAACGAAGAAGGAAAACUUAUAAGCAUAAUAUAAACAGAAAAAGAUUACGAAAUAAAAUAGAAGGUGUUGGAAAUAUUAGUUGUAAAGAAAUCAAGAAUGCUUGGGAUAAGAAAAAAUCAGUUCAAUCAAACUUAGAAGAGAUGGGCUUGUCAUAUGAUCCAAAUAAAACUAUUGAAAUACCCAAAAGGAAAAAACAACUCAAAGAAGCAUUAGGUGCGUCUGAAGGUACCGAAUGGAAAGCCGAAGAAAUAAAGCAGAACAGUAAAAAUUAUGUAGUGAAAGCAUUGGAAAGUGAGGCAAAGGCUCCAAGAGAAAAAAGGUUUCAAUUGCCAAAAGGCCAAGUGGAGUGGAUAACAUAUUUAUUGAGGAAAUAUGGUAAAGACUACAAAGCCAUGGCAAGAGAUAGGAAAAAUUACUAUCAAGAGACUUGGAAACAAUUGAGACAGAAAAUUCGAACGUUUAAGAAAAUACCAGUACAAUAUAAUAAAUAUUUGCAGGAAAAUGGACUAACAGCAAGUGACACGGAAGAACCAGAAAUAUCUGACGACGAGCUUUGAAUAAUGUAAUAAUUGAAAGUGUAAAUAAUAACUUAACCACAAAAUAAAUAAAUGUGAGGUUUUAAGUAAAA
Messenger RNA from Sitophilus oryzae (rice weevil), 733 nucleotides. Its product is annotated as nucleolar protein 16. The transcript has 4 exons. Gene Ontology annotation, cellular component: nucleolus. The record is from RefSeq and is a predicted model, not a curated record. Lineage: Eukaryota; Metazoa; Arthropoda; Insecta; Coleoptera; Curculionidae. Gene Ontology annotation, biological process: ribosomal large subunit biogenesis. Bases 87 to 662 code for a protein of 191 amino acids.